Messenger RNA from Dracunculus medinensis (Guinea worm), 1023 nucleotides. The record is from the annotation of a GenBank genome assembly. Lineage: Eukaryota; Metazoa; Nematoda; Chromadorea; Rhabditida; Dracunculidae.
GUUUGUAUAGAAUGGUUGCAAAGGAUAUGGAAAUUCUCGCUCGAAUUUUUGCCUGUUAUGAAUCUCAAUAUGAGUACAACAUUAUUGGAAGAAAAAGUAUUGUUUGAAAUGCAAAUUAUACGUCCGUGGGAUGAUACUUGGGUGAUGUUUCCAAAAGAAGCUACCCUUACUCGCAUGAAGAAUGGGCCACAACUUCCAGCAAAGCUUCUUAACCCUAAAUUGACAGAGAUUUAUCCUAAGAGCUCAUAUCGAAUUGUUUGGAUAUUACCAUAUAGCAAGCCAUCUCAAGGUUCUUAUGAGCAUCAGAUUAUUUUGACGUACAAUAUCAUGCCAGUGAAAGCAGAAGAUUGCGAUGUGCCUAUGAAUAUAUUUUCAAGAGAUUAUUUAUUCAUGGAUGAAGCAUUUAUUUCUGCGAAAGGGCCUUCUUACGAACUCUGUGCUCAGUUGCUCUCUUCUCAGCCUGGUGCUGCAUUAUGUCGUAUUGAUAAUGAAUGUGAUAUGAUUAUUUCACUUCGAAGUCUUACGAAUCAGGUUGAAACAAUUAUGAUAAAUUUAGAUUCAGACCCGACGUUCUGGGAUAUUAGAGAGCGAAAUAAAUUUUUAUGUGUUAAAGAAAGUGGCCUGGGACAAAUAUCUUUCUCAAUAAUUCCCAAAAUGGUUGGAUUUUUGCCUUAUCCGUCAAUAAAUAUAUAUUGUUGUGCCGAUAAAAGAAUGAUUACGUUUUGUAUCAGUUUUUCUCAAUUAUUGAAGAAUUUAUUUGUUAAAUUUAUUAAAAACUAUUCUUAUGAAAUAAUAUACGUUUAUGUCUAUUUAUGUCUGCAGGAAAAAUCGAGUACAAUACGAGAUGAAAUAGUUGGUGAUUUUAAUGAAAAAAUAGUUAGUUUCGUGCGAACAAGCGAUAAGCAGGUCCAUGUUCUGGGGCCAUUUGCCUCAACUAGCGAACAACGAGUAAAACGUGGUGAAAAAUCGGGUCGUCUAAAGGAAGCGAAAAGUCGAAUUUCCAAGUUUUUUGAGCAAACAUAA